ACCCCUCUGCAAACGUUCCCCCAUGUUCAUCUAUAAAACGAGAGCAGUUCCAGGGUUACAUUUUUGAAAGGGCUCUUCUGAUUCGUCUAAUGAUUAUGGAGAUCGUGUCUACGAAGAUUUGAAGAAGGAUUUGAAGACUUGCCAGAAGGAAUCAGCAAAUAGCCCCCAGAGUUGCCUGGUGGGGAGGUGGGAGGCGAUGGAAAAUGGGCUGUGGGCACUGAGAGGGACGGCACUGCCGAGGACUUCAGCCUUCCCCUGGAAGACACUUCGCUGGCUGAAUCAAAGAUUGCCCUUCCUGCCCACAAAAACGGGAAAGUGUCCGGGCUGGGCUUGGAACUUGGUGGAAGAGCUCCUGCCCAGACGCCCUGAGAGCAGCCCGAGCACCGCAGAGCAAGGGAACAGAAAGGGGGAGACUUCGACCCUUCUGGGCUGCUAGUUUCCCCUCGUUUUCAAUUAAAGAUAGACUCGCUGAGUGGAACCUUGCCUGCUCCUCCGUCCUCUGGUUUUUUGUCUGAAUUGUUGCUUUGCAGUAAACUGAGUGAGAACGGGAGCGGCCCCCUGCUGCGGAGGUGCCAGGCUUCAGCUUUCCAUGCCGUUGGUGACGCGCAUUGUGAGGCGAAGGCCUGCUUGGCACUUCUGUGUUAGGUGUGUGCUGUGGCCCAGGGUCACAGGAGCCGAGGAGGCGUGGAGUGCUGUUGUUGGAUGGGAUGUCCUUGAUGGAGCAGAUGAGGUACCUCACUCCCUGCCAAGUCUGACUCCCAGAGCCCAGCCUCCUGGUCUGCAGGGACCUCUAGGACCAGAGCUCUUCUCCUGCCUCCCCUGUGGGCACCCAGCAGGAGAGAGGAGCCUGCUGAAUGCAGGUACACACAGCAGGACACCAGGACCUGGCCCCAAGGCACUGUGCUCCUCCCCUGGACUUCUCACAGACUGCUCUGCAAUGACCACAGCAAGGUACCGGCCCACCUGGGACCUGGCUCUCGACCCGCUGGUGUCCUGUAAGCUCUGCCUCGGGGAGUAUCCAGUGGAGCAGAUGACGACCAUCGCCCAGUGCCAGUGUAUCUUCUGUACCCUGUGCCUGAAACAGUAUGUUGAGCUCUUGAUCAAAGAAGGACUGGAGACCGCGAUCAGCUGCCCGGAUGCUGCCUGCCCCAAACAGGGCCACCUGCAGGAGGAUGAGAUUGAGUGCAUGGUUGCAGCUGAAAUUAUGCAAAGAUAUAAAAAGCUACAGUUUGAAAGAGAGGUGCUCUUCGACCCGUGCCGGACCUGGUGCCCCGCAUCCAGCUGCCAGGCGGUGUGCCAGCUCCAGGACAUGGGGCUGCAGACCCCACAGCUGGUGCAGUGCAAAGCCUGCGACAUGGAGUUCUGCUCCUCCUGCAGAGCCCGCUGGCACCCUGGGCAAGGCUGCCCAGAGACCAUGCCCAUCACCUUCCUCCCCGGAGAAACCAGCUCUGCUUUCAAGAUGGAAGGGGACGACGCUCCCAUCAAGCGCUGCCCCAAGUGCAAAGUCUACAUCGAGCGAGACGAAGGGUGUGCGCAGAUGAUGUGCAAGAGCUGCAAGCACGCCUUCUGCUGGUACUGCCUGGAGUCCCUGGACGAUGACUUCCUCCUGAUACAUUAUGACAAGGGACCCUGCCGCAACAAGCUGGGCCACUCUCGGGCCUCUGUGAUCUGGCAUCGGACACAGGUCGUGGGCAUUUUCGCUGGCUUUGGGCUCCUGCUCUUGGUGGCCUCCCCCUUCCUGCUGCUGGCCACCCCAUUCGUCCUCUGCUGCAAGUGCAAGUGCAGUAAAGGCGACGACGACCCGCUACCCACCUAGAGGGAAGCACGGUGCUGCUGAGACCCUGCCUCCGAGACGUGUGGCUCCCCACCCACCCGGCGCCCCCACUAAACAUUUCUCUUGCCUUAUGUGCCCCAUUGAGCUUCACAGUGUCAGGCUGGAUGCCGUGAUUUCAGGGACCCUUGUCGAGACGUUUGCCGAGGCCCCAGGUGUGUCGCCUAGUCUUGGGGAAGGCAAGGCAGGCGAGGGUUGGGCACGUCCCCACAGCAUCAGUCUCUGCAGACCUUUCCUGCAGUGUGGACAGAAGCACACCAGGCUGUCUCCUCCCGGUGGCGGUAGACUAGGCACAUCUGGUGGGGGCCAAAGACCUUCUCAUUCAAAGUGUUGUCCAUCUCCUCCUUGGCUUCAAGAUGGCGCCAUGCUGAGGGAAGUCUGUUAAGGUCACAUCUCUCUUCAGACAGAAUCCAAUUAUUCCAACUUGAAAAAAGCACUCUAUUUGUGACAACUGUUUUUAUUCCUAAUGGCAUUUAGUGAGAUUCUUUUUAGAAGGCUUUUCUUUUUUCUUAGCUGAGUAGUGAAAAUCAACAAGGUGCAUAUGAACCAUCCUAUGCCUUUCUUAAAAUGUGCGUUUUAAGAAGUUAUAGUUAAGCGACUUUUCUGGCUUGACCACUUUUCAGGAGAUUUAGAAAGCCUUAUGCACUCUGCGUUUUCUUGAAACUUGCUGUAAUAGCUUUCUGAAUGCUGUAAGCUCUGUACUGUUAUAAACACGGUUCCUGUGUCGCUGCAUUUAUUGGAAAACACUGACAUGUUUAAAGGAACGUCUCCUUGAGAUUCACCUUUUGUUCCUUCUGCUCUGGUGAUUCUGCAUAGCCCACAGGGCUUGUUCUUUUCACCCAGGUAGCAGCAAAUAGUUUUUAAUGUCUUCUAAACCAAUUGUUUACUAAGAGAUCGUUCUACUCAGAAUCACUAUGGUUUGGCCUCUUGCCUCAGUUUUCAAGUAAGACAGUAAGAAGAAAAUUGCAUUAUUGAUCCUAAGGGGCAGAGCCUUCUACCAGAGGCUGUGGGGGGCGUGCUUGGAGAUGGGGCAGAAGCUUUCUGGAUUUUCACAUUUUUAGAACGUUUUAGUUAUUUUGAAAGAUCAUGCAUCUCACACAGUUCCAAGCCCUGUAGCUAACCAGUUUGCCCCGGCUGGAAAAAACACUUCCAUUUCCAUUUAGCUCUUUUGAUGUGGGGAUUUUACCACUUGGUCUUUCCAGGGCUCUGUGUGAGUGUUUCCAUGGUAGUGAAAUGCACGGAUCAAUAAGAUCUGCAUUACUCCAUCACUUGACUGAAGAGUGGAGAAAGCGUUUCCAUUAAAGAGAAUUGACUAUGAGAGCCACGUGUGCUUACCAGGAACAAAAAGGAAAUAUUGUAGAUUUAUUAUAGUGGAAUUUUUUAAGACUUACUAAGCACUCUACCAAGGAGUUAAACAAAAGCAAAGUCCUUUGAUCUCAGUUAUUUGCUUGCUGCAAGCACAUUUUAAAUACGUGCUUGUUUUGUGUGUGUUUGACUCUACAUCUAUGUAUCCGUCUCAGGUCCUAGUGUAUCUUCCUCGCCUACAAAUUUCUUUAUUCUUCUCGGUGAACAGUUAAGAAACAGAAUCACUUCUCUCUUCACCUCUAGGAUUGAUUUUCCUUAUGAAACAAGAGCCAUUUAGAACAUCAGUCUGCAUCAACAUUGGUUCAAAAUUUAUCCUUGUAAUUACAAAGUCCAGGAAUUAAAUAAGAACAUAGCUCAGGCUGUCCUUCUGAUGCGUCUCUGCAGUUUGAGGUGCUGAGAUGGGUGAAGUGGCUUUUCUGGAGACGGUGACAACUCCAUGAGCUAGUGGUCUGGGGACUUGAGACAUAAGCCUGUAAUUUGUAGGUGCAGCUACCUGACAGUCGAGGGUGGCAGGCACGUGGCCCCCGGGGUAGACCUUCAUAAUGUCCCCGUCCUUCCUGCCUCGAUUAGCUGCUGUCUACCAUAUAAGUCCAUUUAGUAGUGCCCCGAUCUUCGGGGUGGGAGUCAGAGCCUCAGAGAGAUUGUAUUCCCAGAGCUGGAGCUCAAACCCCCUAUUCCUAGAGGGAUGGUAUGUCCUGUCCUGGAGGAGUCUCUGGCCCAAUCAUACACAUCUGUAGCCCCAACCAUCCUGUGCCUUCGUGUGCAAUAUGCUUCAAAGCAUGUGGUUUGAUCAGGUAGGGACCACAGCGAUUCCGGGGCCAGCCGGGGUCAGUCAGAUUAGCACCAGCUUGCUCUGAGCUUUUGUAUAGAACAUGCCUUUGUUUGCUCAGUAUGAUUUAAUAUAAAAAUAGGACUGUCCAUCCCUGUGUAAAUGCCACCAAGAUCACAUUGAGAUACUUAAACUUGAAUUUCCCCUCCUCAGAUUCCUUUUUUCCAAUAAGGAAUGCCAUACCCACUUGAUACAGUGAUGCAAUCUUUACCAUGCGGGAUGUAAAUUAUAAAUAGGUCACGGGAGGAUGGUCCCCAGUGUGAACUUGGGUCUUGCUGUCUGCGCUUAGUAGAUAAGAUUUAUUUCUGUUAUUCAGUAUGAUCUGUCCUGGUUGGAAAGUGAUGUUCACUUUCACAGAUGGUCUUCUCUCUGAUAUCCUGCACAUGCUGUUUUUUCAUUGAGAGGCCUUUAAGUCCCAAGGCUGACCCUUAGAGAGAGGCCCGGGCUGCCCAGGGUUGACCUGUACCUGAGGCUCUUGGACAGCUGAUCAUGUUACCAGGUUUUUACUGGAGGUGCCUGGUUUCUGUCUGGCUCAGCCAUGUGUCCUGUGUCCCCACAGAUGCCUUGGGAGACCCAGUCUGUACAGGUGGCAGGGAGUGACUUCACAGCUAAGCUGAAGCAAACCUUGAUGCAUGAACAAUGGCCCAGUCAGUUCUUCCUAAUCAGCUCCCGGAAGCCGCUCAGACUGCAGAGUGAACCUCUGGCACCUUUUCCAAGGGAACAUAUUCUCUUCAUGGCACAUUCCGCCCCGGGAGAGGGAAUAUCAGAGGUGCAAGGAUUACUUCAAGAAGAAUUUCUCUUUUUCACAUAGGUUCCAAAGGGCAAAAGUCAUGUAACAAAUCAGAAGAGAAAAAGUUCCCUUGGUGGUCUUUAAAAAUUAGGGAGUUGGAAAGAACCAGGGUGGGCUUUUUGUGUUUUCUCACUUUGUUAUUAAUAAACACACCUAUGUACAUACACUCACAUAUACACACACAUAUGUGAAUCACAGAUCAUCAAGGGAGCACAUUUGCAUGUACAACCCCAUGGAGGUCUCUAAAGCAUACCAAAGCUUGUUUAUCCCUUUAAUUGACCCGGUCCCUUAUGAAAAGAAGCAAAAUGAAGGGAUUGUGACUGAUUAUUGCCAAAAACCCCCAAAGGAGUGAAGGGGCCCACGUUACAGUGUCAUUGCUGGUGCGUCCCCUGGGGAUCAUGCCAUCGGGUCCUCAGUCCCCAUGGUCCCCAGCCCUCCUCCGGUGUGUGCAGUCCUGUCUUCCAGGUCCAGGAGCCCUGGCUGCGGGGUAGCUGCGUGCCACGUGCCUGACCUGUCUUUCCUUUGCUCACUUUGCCAGGGUGUGUUUUGAUCUUGUGUAAAAGCAUGCAUGAGUGAGCCAUGCACAUGUGUACACUAUGUAUUUGACAAGUGGUGGAAAAACAAAAUCAAAUUUAGUUUGUGUUUUUGAAACAUCAGUAGGUUUUGUGCCACUAACACUGUGAUGUAUAAAAGAACUGUUCGGACGCCUUUCAAUGUUGUGUUUUGUACUUUGGAAUCACAUGGAAAAGUUUGAUUUGUAACUUCAAUACAUAUUUUAAAUGUA
Messenger RNA from Sciurus carolinensis (gray squirrel), 5599 nucleotides. RefSeq names its product ring finger protein 144A (gene Rnf144a). The record is from RefSeq and is a predicted model, not a curated record. The coding region runs from base 590 to 1816 and encodes 408 amino acids. NCBI's taxonomy places the organism in Eukaryota, Metazoa, Chordata, Mammalia, Rodentia, Sciuridae. Gene Ontology annotation, molecular function: ubiquitin conjugating enzyme binding; zinc ion binding; ubiquitin protein ligase activity. Gene Ontology annotation, biological process: ubiquitin-dependent protein catabolic process; positive regulation of proteasomal ubiquitin-dependent protein catabolic process; protein polyubiquitination. Gene Ontology annotation, cellular component: Golgi apparatus; ubiquitin ligase complex; cytoplasm. The transcript is spliced from 9 exons.